Molecule: messenger RNA, 3295 nt
Organism: Polypterus senegalus (gray bichir)
Lineage: Eukaryota; Metazoa; Chordata; Cladistia; Polypteriformes; Polypteridae
Product: cytochrome P450 2C11-like
Exons: 18
Coding region: 47-3010 (987 amino acids)
Biological process (GO): xenobiotic metabolic process
Cellular component (GO): intracellular membrane-bounded organelle; cytoplasm
Molecular function (GO): iron ion binding; oxidoreductase activity, acting on paired donors, with incorporation or reduction of molecular oxygen, reduced flavin or flavoprotein as one donor, and incorporation of one atom of oxygen; heme binding
Source: RefSeq, a predicted model, not a curated record
GUUAUUUAAACUGCACCUUAGCUACAGUUUUCUCUUAACUGUGAACAUGGAGUUGGUUGGUACACUUGUGUUGACGGUGAUCAUUUUAGCUCUGCUGAUUGUGUUUUUACGGAAGGACUCGGCUCGUUUCUCAAAGAUGCCGCCCGGUCCGACCGCACUGCCAUUGAUCGGUAACUUGCUGCAGGUGAAUGGCAAAGUACCCCAUAAAACUUUCUUAAAGAUGAGUGAAACCUACGGACCUGUCAUGACGAUGCAUCUGGGUCCAAAACGCGUGGUAGUUCUGGUCGGGUUUGAAGCUGUGCAUGAGGCGCUGGUGCGCAAUGGGGAUGCCUUUGCUGGGAGACCAGAAAUACCUCUGUUUUCGUUGGCGACGGAUGGCUUCGGUUUGGUCCUCAGUAAUGGUGAGCGCUGGAGACAGCUUCGGCGCUUCUCUCUGGCUACACUGCGUGACUUUGGGAUGGGGAAGAGGAGCAUUGAAGAAUGGAUCCAGGAGGAGGCAAAUCAUCUUGUUGCAGAAUUUGAGAAACAUAAAGGUUGUCCCUUUGAUCCCACCUACACCCUAUCCCGUGCCGUGUCCAAUGUUAUUUGUUCUAUUGUGUUUGGAAGGCGGUUUGACUACGACGAUAAAAAGUUUAUUCAUCUCCUGACUCUGGUGAAAAUCAUUGUCCCUCAACUCAGCGUCCCUAUGGCCCAGCUCUACAACAUCUUUCCACAACUCUUCAGUUUGCUGCCUGGACCCCACCAAAAUAUUUAUGAAAAAAUGAAAGAAUUAAUGGUAUUUAUUUCUGAGAUGGUGGACUACCACAAAGAGACUCUAAACACCAACAACCCUCGGGAUUUUAUUGACAAUUUCCUCAUCAAAAUGGAGCAGGAAAGAAACAACCCAGCAACAGAGUUCAAUUCUAAGAACUUAAUGACAACACUGAUAAAUCUUUUCGUCGCUGGAAUUGAUACAACAACUACCACUCUGUCAUUUGGAAUGAUGGUUUUCAUCAAGUAUCCCAAAAUACAAGAAAAGGUUCAUAUGGAAAUAGAUGAUGUGAUUGGUCAAGAGCGCCCCCCAUGCAUGGAGGAUCGCAAGAAGAUGCCCUACACUGAUGCUGUGAUCCAUGAAAUCCAAAGAUUUCUUGAUAUUGCUCCUUUGAAUUUGCCUCAUGCCACAACUAAGGACACGGUCUUCAGGGGCUACACCAUACCACAGGGAACCCCAGUGUUACCUUUGCUUCACUCUGUGCUCUUUGACAAGUCACAGUGGGAAACGCCAUACACCUUCAAUCCCAGACAUUUUCUUGAUGAGAAAGGUGGCUUCAAAACGAAUCCGGCUUUCAUGCCCUUUUCUACAGGGAAGCGAAUCUGCGUAGGGGAGGCUCUGGCUCGGAUGGAGUUGUUCCUGUUUUUUACCACUCUACUGCAGAAAUUCACAUUCUGGUCUAAUGAUGACCCCAAGAACAUCAGUCUCGCUCCAAGUGCAAGUUCCUUUACAAAUGUUCCUCGGAUCUACAAGAUUCUGUUCACUCCUCACUCCAGCAUGGAUCUAUUCAGCACACUGAUUCUAGCUGCUGUCAUAAUCGGAUUGAUUUUUAUCAUGUUCUUAAAAAAAUCAAACCUUUAUGCUAAGAUGCCACCUGGCCCAACACCCCUCCCAUUAAUUGGAAAUAUGCUUCAGGUGAAUAGCAGGACUCCCCAUGAGAGCUUCAUGAAGCUGAGUGAAACGUAUGGACCUGUGAUGACAGUGUACCUUGGCCCACACCCAAUGGUUGUUUUGGUUGGACUACAGGCAAUUGAAGAAGCGCUGUUGCAGCAGGCAGAUGCAUUUUCAGGGAGAGCAUGUCUACCAAUGUUUAAGAAGCUCACAGAUGGGUUUGGAGUGGCCUUUACUAAUGGAGAGAACUGGAAACAACUUCGUCGGUUUUCUAUAAAAACACUCAGAGAUUAUGGAGUAGGUAGGCGUAGCAUUGAGGAGUGGAUCCAAGAAGAAGCACAAAACCUUGUAAAGGAAUUCAAGAAAUAUCAAGGUUCUCCCUUCGACCCUAAAGUCAUUCUAAGCUGUGCUGUUUGCAAUGUCAUCUGCUCUGUUCUGUAUGGAAAACGUUUUGACUAUAAGAAUGCCAUUUUCACUCACUUGGUGUCUGUGGUUACCACAGUGAUUGCUCUCCUUAGUACCCCGAUGACACAGUUGUACAAUAUAUUUCCUAACCUGUGUAAAUUCCUGCCUGGAUCUCAUAAAGAAUUGUUCAAAAAAAUAGAAGAAAUGAACACCAUAAUCAAAUCAACGAUCUUAGAAUGCAGUGAAAAUCUGAGCAAUGACACCCCUCAGAAUUUUGUCGACAGUUUCCUUCUUAAAAUGAAAGAGGAAAAAGAAAAUCCCAAUAGUUCUUUCACCUAUGAUGAUUUACUGGGAACCAUUUCAAACCUCUUUAUGGCUGGUACAGAGACUACAAGCACUACUUUACGAUAUGGACUGAUGCUUCUCAUCAAGUACCCCCAUAUCCAGGAAAAUAUUCAAAAAGAGAUUGAAGCUGUCAUUGGUCAUAAACGUAGCCCCUGUAUGGAGGAUCGGAAGAAGAUGCCAUUCACGGAUGCUGUAAUUCACGAGAUCCAGAGGUUUAGUGAUCUGCUGCCUUUGAAUGUAAUCCACACCACCACCAAAGACACCAUUUUUCAAGGAUACUUCAUUCCAGGGGGUACCAUGGUGUCCCCUUUGCUUCAUUCAUUGCUGUUCGACAAGACAUUGUGGGAAUCUCCUAACUCCUUCAAUCCCGGUCACUUUUUGGAUGAGCAUGGUCACUUCAAAAUGAAUCCUGCGUUCCUUCCAUUUUCUACAGGAAAGAGAAUCUGUAUAGGUGAACACCUGGCCCGCACAGAACUUUUCCUAUUUAUGACCACCCUACUGCAGAACUUUUCUUUCCGUUCCAUCGAGGAUCCAGAGCACAUCGACCUAACUCCAGAUGAAAGUUCUUUUGUAAAAGUGCCACGGCCUUACAAGCUCCUGAUAUGCCCUCACCACUGACAGCUGAGCACUGAAACUUUUAGAAAAUCCACAAAAUUCACCUUAUGUUCUGCCUUCAUUUGUUCUUAUUAUUUUAACUUAAACAAGCUUUUAUAUCUGUGUCUUUUGUGGAAGAUGAAUGUUCUCUUCGUUCCCUUGUACUAAUUCAUGUCUGAGAAAUAAGCUUUAUGAAACCAUACAUUAUAUAAAAGCAUGCUUUGCUGAGCAAACAGAAAAAUAUUUGUCCAAAAGACUUGAGGUCUAAGCAUUCCACACAUGAGUCUGCCUUAUCACGUUUUCCCUUAU